Molecule: messenger RNA, 3511 nt
Organism: Hippoglossus stenolepis (Pacific halibut)
Lineage: Eukaryota; Metazoa; Chordata; Actinopteri; Pleuronectiformes; Pleuronectidae
Gene: sfmbt1
Product: Scm like with four mbt domains 1
Exons: 21
Coding region: 207-2807 (866 amino acids)
Biological process (GO): regulation of DNA-templated transcription
Cellular component (GO): nucleus
Molecular function (GO): histone binding; transcription corepressor activity
Source: RefSeq, a predicted model, not a curated record
CGCUCUGUUCCCUUCACUAUAACGGCAGCCUCCCGCCGCCCGUGGCCGUUAUAUUUUGGAAAGGACACAUCCGGGGCUGCCGGCGCUCGUCUGCUCUGACUUCACAGAGCUGCUGGCGAGCAGGCGGAGAGGAACGGCAUCCGAAAAAAGCGACUUGGAAAAACUACUUAGCGAGCUCCCCGUCUCGGCCUUGAGGGGGCACCAGCAUGAGUCAGGAGUCACUGGAGUCUGAUGGAGACUCUGCUCAGGAUGUAUGUGACUUUAACUGGGAUGAAUACCUGGAGGAGACUGGAACCGUGUCCGUGCCCCAUCACGCCUUCAAACAUGUGGACCAGGGUCUGCAGACAGGUCUGAUUCCAGGCAUGAAGCUGGAGGUGUGUGUGCGCUCAGAGGCCGACAGCCCCUACUGGGUCGCCAACAUCAUCACCACAUGCGGCCAGCUGCUGCUGCUACGCUACGAAGGUUACCAAGAUGACCGGCGCGCAGAUUUCUGGUGUGAUCUCAUGACGGCAGACCUCCACCCACUGGGCUGGAGCCGCCAACAUGGAAAGACCAUGAAGGCCCCUGAGGGUGCGCGUGAGAAGCACCAGGACUGGGAGGCUCUGCUGGAGAAGGCUCUGGCUGAGGAGUGCAGCGCGCCUGCCAACCUACUGGAAUUGCCCCAGCGUGGCAGAGACCCAGUGGAGCUCCUGUGCGCAGGCUGCUAUGUGGAGCUCCAGGACAUCGCUGACUCAGGGCUUGCCUGGGCUGCAGAGGUGGAAGAGAAUGUCGGAGGGCGACUGAAGCUGCGUCUGCUUGGCACAGAGGGCCUGCCAGGCACACCUGCAACCGUCUGGCUCUUCUACCUCCACCCACGCCUCCACCCACCGGGCUGGGCCAAAGAGCACAGCUGCACCCUCAGGCCUCCCUCAGAUCUGUUGGCACUGCGGACAAAGGAGGAGUGGGAGGAGGUGAGGCAGAGGAUCAGUGACCUGCCUCAGGACGAAGCUCUGACUGCGGAGCUCAGUAAGGAUCAGCCUGCCAUCCCUGCUCAUUGUUUCAAGGAAGGGAUGAAACUGGAGGCUGUUGACCCUGCUGCUCCUAUUUCCAUCAGGCCUGCCACUGUCACCAAGGUGUUCAGUGAGCAGUACUUCCUGGUGACGAUGGAUGACCUUUGUGGUAUGGAGGAGUCAGAAGGUGCAGGACGGUCCUUCCUGUGUCACAGAGACAGUCCAGGGAUCUUCCCUGCUCAGUGGAGCCUCAAAAAUGGACUCCCUCUCAGCCCCCCACCAGGAUACCAGGGUCCAGACUUUGACUGGGCCGAUUACCUGAAACAGUGUGAGGCUGAGGCAGCUCCUCAGCACUGCUUCCCAACUGAGCAGUGUGACCACAGCUUCAAAGAGGCCAUGAAACUGGAGGCUGUCAACCCGCUGUCACCUGAGAACAUUCAUGUGGCAACAGUCAACCGGGUCAAAGGCCAGUACAUUUGGCUGAGUCUGGAAGGGCUGAAGCAGCCCAUGCCAGAGUUGAUCGUUCAUGUGGACUCUCUCGACAUCUUCCCUGUCAGCUGGUGUGAGACAAACGGCUAUCCACUCAUCCAUCCCAUCAAACCCACAGUCGAGAAAGAAAGGAAGAUUGCUGUCGUGCAGCCAGAGAAACACAGAAAUCCACCAAAGUCUAUGACACCUGACGCUAUAAGGCAGCAGAUGGCCCACCAGUCAGAAACAGGAUAUGGGAAUGGCAAAUACUGCUGUCCCAAGAUAUACUUCAACCACCGCUGCUUCUCUGGGCCCUACCUCAACAAGGGACGCAUCGCCGAGCUGCCUCAGUUCAUCGGCCCUGGAAACUGUGUCCUCGUCCUCAAAGAGGUAUUGACUCUGCUGAUAAACUCUGCGUACAAGCCAAGCCGUGUGCUGAGAGAGCUGCAGCUGGACCAGGAGAGCCGCUGGCAAGGCUAUGGAGAGACACUCAAAGCCAAGUACAAGGGGAAGAGUUACCGGGCCACUGUGGAGAUAGUGCGCACUGCAGACCGUGUGGCAGACUUCUGCAGGAAAACCUGCAUCAAGCUGGAGUGCUGCCCAAACCUGUUUGGACCUCGCAUGGUUCUGGAGCGCUGCUCUGAGAACUGCUCUGUCCUCACCAAGACCAAAUACACAUAUUACUAUGGUAAGAAGAAGAGUAAACGUGUGGGCCGUCCACCGGGGGGCCACUCCAACCUGGAGGGUGGAGUGAAGAGAAGAGGGAGGAAGAGGAAGAGGAGGAAGCAGCUCUUUGUCCAUAAGAAGAGACGCUCCUCAGCCUCCGUGGAUAACACACCUGCUGGUUCUCCACAGGGCAGUGGAGAGGAAGAGGAUUUAGAUGAAGAUGAUUCCCUGAGUGAAGACUCUGGCUCAGAGCUGCAGGACGAUCUCCAGGAUGAUUCUGAACAAUCUGUUGGGAAGUCUCAGCCCACCACACCAUCCCCCUCCCCACCAGCGACACCCAGGCCCACACGCCGACGCCGGAAACCACGCUCACCCUCUUUCUCUGAUGAUGAGAACCGCCCUCCCUCACCAAAGACCUCAAAGACUGAGCCUCCUCAGAAGCUGUGUUUGGACACCAGCCCCCUGGAGUGGAGCGUUACUGAUGUAGUUCGCUUUAUCAGGAGCACUGACUGUGCACCUCUUGCAAGGAUUUUCUUGGACCAGGAGAUUGACGGACAAGCUCUGCUCCUGCUGAACCUCCCGACGGUGCAGGAGUGCAUGGACCUGAAGCUGGGACCGGCCAUCAAGCUGUGCCACCACAUCGAGAGGGUCAAACUGGCAUUUUAUCAACAGUUUGCCACGUAGCUGUCGGGGAAUGAACAUUGAUGGACACGAUUACAUCCUGUUCUGUGUAUUAAUCCUGUGAAAACACUGUAUUUUCCCAUUUUGACUUUUCCUACACUGGAUAUCCUUUAGAAUCCUGCAUAUACAUGAGACGUGAACACCAGAGGGUGGAGUGACAUGUCCUGAUCCUGGAGGAGGGAAAGGAAAGCAAAGUAGAGGUGCUCUUUAAGAGAGAAUAGCACAGGGGGGGGGGACUGAAAGAGGAGAAUUCAAGGCCCUUCUUUGUCAUAAAUAAAUCUAAAAGCCUUUUUUAAAUCCAACACACUUCAAUCUAUCAUGGCAGACAUGCUUUUAAGAUGAAACGAUUCGGUUUCUCGCCAUGUACUAACAAUGAUUUUUUACUCUUUUGUGUCUUCUGAAUGUCUUGGAUUCUCUGCUUUUAUUCCUCUUUUUUUUACAUUUCAUUUUUCUUUGAGGAAAGGUAAUUGAGCACCAGUGCUGCGACUCCAUUGGUCUGUUGUGUCCAAUCAUGACCUCCAGCGUGCCUUGCUUUCUCUAAAAAGGGAACGGCACUGAAUCACAGCUUUUACUUGUCACAGUCUGGCCUCAGAGUAUUUGGCACCUGCUGGUCAACAUUUAUUGUUGUCUGCUGGAGUUAGAAAAACCUGGUGAUUUCACAAUGAAGUCGUUUUUCAUCGAAAAAAGAAACAUUUCUGUGCACUCAA